AUGGCUGGCCUGUCAAUCGGCAUGAAGCGCCGCGAGACCACGCACCGUGAGGGCAAGCACUCCAGGGUCGACAUUGUCAAAAAGGUCACCGUCGAGAUCUGGGCAUCCAACCUGACCCUCGACCUUUUCAAGGCCGACUGUCUCAUAGCAGCGUGGGACGUCGAGACGGGCAAGCAGGUAUACUCGCGCAGGGUGGCCGACCUCGACCUCCUGGCCAACCAAUCGACAGAAAUCAUCUCUCUUCCCGUCCCCGCGACACCCGGCAACGAGAACCGGACCGUCGUGGCCGCCUAUCUGUGCCAAGAAUCCGGUGCGCCUGUCGCGCGGCAUGUCAACUGGCCGGAGCCGUUCAAGCAUCUGCACCUGCAGAAACCCAGCCAGCUCCGAGUGGAGCUGGACGUGGACGGUGAGGCGGUGCAGAUCAGCGCCGAAGUAUCUGUCAAGGGUCUCGCGGUCGAUUGCACGGAUGAAAGUGUCAGGUUUGACGAUAAUCUUGUCGACAUUGUGCCAGGAGAGUCGAUGAGAAUUGGUGUAAGGGGGGCGAGCAAGGAGACUGUGUUGACAACACAGUAUCUGGGCAUGAUGACCUGA
Messenger RNA from Drechmeria coniospora, 591 nucleotides. RefSeq lists its product as uncharacterized. Bases 1 to 591 code for a protein of 196 amino acids. NCBI's taxonomy places the organism in Eukaryota, Fungi, Ascomycota, Sordariomycetes, Hypocreales, Ophiocordycipitaceae. The transcript has a single exon. The record is from RefSeq and is a predicted model, not a curated record.